Chrysoperla carnea is the source of this 580-nucleotide messenger RNA. RefSeq lists its product as uncharacterized. The record is from RefSeq and is a predicted model, not a curated record. The transcript has 4 exons. The coding region runs from base 1 to 510 and encodes 169 amino acids. NCBI's taxonomy places the organism in Eukaryota, Metazoa, Arthropoda, Insecta, Neuroptera, Chrysopidae.
AUGGUUGAACAAACUGCAAAUGAAAUUAGCAACUUAGUAUUCUUAAAAGAUUUAACAUUAAUUGGAAAUCCAAUUGUUAAAAACUUAAAAUACAGAGAUCGAUUAAUUGUCAAAUCAAAUCAACUCAAAACAAUCGAUGAUAAAGAAGUUCGUGAGAAUACUAGAGUAUUUUUAAAAAAUUUCGAAAAAGGAAAAUUGAAUAAUUUGAAACCUGAUGGUAAAUACGAAAUACCAUUACCAGAGGAAUUAUCGAAAAUACCGUUAGGACUAAAAACUGAACUAAAAAAAUCUUUGCAUAACAUAGCCGCUGGAAGGAAUUUAUCAACGGCUGUAACCGUUUCUGAAACACGAAAACCGGCAGAAAUGAAUCCUGAUAAUAAUAUAACAGCUACUGGAGAAUUUUAUGUACCCUGGAAUAAAUUACCAAAAACUGUUGGAGUAAGUGCUAAUAGUGCUAAACGUCAAAAUAACUCACCCAUUACACGUACUGUUCACACAUUGCAAGCAUAAAGUUGAAUUAUUUUGAAGAUAAGAAAAACAUCAUCAUAUUUAUUGAUCGUGAUGACUAUUUUUUCUGUAA